Messenger RNA from Talaromyces stipitatus ATCC 10500, 914 nucleotides. RefSeq lists its product as uncharacterized. Lineage: Eukaryota; Fungi; Ascomycota; Eurotiomycetes; Eurotiales; Trichocomaceae. The transcript has 2 exons. Bases 57 to 914 code for a protein of 285 amino acids. The record is from RefSeq and is a predicted model, not a curated record.
AAACUAAGUGAUCAAUCUGACUGUCAACACUUUCUUUUUCUCGAUGAGACAAGGCCAUGUUCGGCAAUCCCUCCGACCCCGCAACAAACAUGGUGCCUACAGCAACAUUAUAUCGCUCCCCAAAGCGCAAACGAGACGCCGUAGAAGAAGUUGAAGAUGCCAGCCCACCACCUUCUCCAACUUCUACUCUCUCAGUGGCCAGCUAUCCAGAACUGAGGCUAAUUGAAGGGGGUGAACUUGGUCGUUAUAGCCCACGUACAGCCGUUGCCGGUCGCUUCAAAGAACUAGCUUUACAUGAGGGCGUACUGCACUCAACGCCCAUUGCACAGUGGAAUAAUUCCUCAGACAAUGCAGCAGACUGUGUUGAAGCAACUGGAAAGGCUGAAAACUCACAACCGUCAACCAAAGCGAGUCCAAGUAAGACGAAACAGUCCAAGAUUUUCGAUAUGGAGAACCCCAGUGAAGAGCACGCUACAGAUGAUCAAAGAAAACCGACAACGCAAUCAACAAAUGGGCCUUCUCGCAGUAAGGUGAAGCCGAUAUCACCUACAAAAUCGCGAACGAAAAAAUCACCUCCGCCAGAUGAGGGUGCUGUCCUAGAAUCAUUGACUUGGAGUGACUCCGAAAUAACGGGCCAUGACCCAACCGACCCCAAUGAUGAUGGAUACGGGAUCAAUGGUAUUGGUUUCAAACCUACUGCUGCAAUCGCGUGGGCUCGGUCACAGCAAAGACAGAAACAAGUGGCCGAGUGGAAGAACCGAGAAGCUAGAGAGGCACGAGAAAAGCGCAGAGAGCGUCGGGAAGGAGCCUUGCGAGUUCAAGAGUAUGAUCCUGGCGCGGGAGUUCAGAAAAAAGAUGCCUCAUCAUCAAUCAGCAAGUGGGAGAGGUAUAUAUACAAUGCAGAAACGCCGUAA